Molecule: messenger RNA, 934 nt
Organism: Cutaneotrichosporon oleaginosum
Lineage: Eukaryota; Fungi; Basidiomycota; Tremellomycetes; Trichosporonales; Trichosporonaceae
Source: RefSeq, a predicted model, not a curated record
AUGCUUCCUCUCAAGCUCCAACUCGUUGCGCUGACCGUGCUGGGCCUCGCCCACGCCCUCGUCCCGCGCCAGGCCGAAACCUGCUCGCCCGGCCUCUUCUCCUGCGACGGCAAAUGCCGCGACUUACAAACCGACGCCCAGAACUGCGGCGCCUGCGGCUGGCCCUGCGCUCACAGCCUCUAUCCGGGAGGGACUUGUGAGAACGGCAAAUGCGUGUGUCCCGACGGCGGCCCGGGGUGUGCGUAUGAUUUCGGCAACUACUGCCCCGACUUUUUCUCGGACAUCAUCAACUGCGGCGGCUGCAACAGAGCCUGCUCCAGCGACCAACCCACCUGCGUGAACGGCACAUGCGCACCCUGCCCGGAGGACACUUUCGCGUGCUUCCCCGACCUUGGCGUGAAGUGCGCGAACUUGUCGUCCGAUGACGAGCACUGCGGGCAAUGCUUCGCAGCUUGCGACACGGCGGCCGGCGGCAAGUGCGUUGGCGGCGAGUGUGUCUGUCCCGCAAACCUGAGCGUGUGUCCCGGCUUGUCCUAUCUCUGCAUCGACACACAAAGCGACCGCGCGCACUGCGGCCGCUGCUUCCAGUCGUGCCCGUACAAGUGCGAGGGCGGCAAGUGCAUCGACUGCCCGCACGGCCUUACGGGGUGCGAUGGCGAGUGCACGAACUUGGCGAAUGACAACGGAAACUGCGGAAAGUGCCGCAACUUGUGCUCAACCGGCCAGAACUGCGUGGACGGCACCUGUGUCGGCGGCCCCUCCGGCUGUCCCCGCGACCAAGAGGUGUGCUCCGACGAGUGCAUUAAUGUCCAGAACGACAACCGGCACUGCGGAGCGUGCGAGAAACAGUGCGCGGCCGGCAAGAACUGUGUGAACGGCAAAUGCGUGUAAUGCUAUAUGACAAUGACAAUGACAAUGACAUGCAAGUGUUCCC